This is a messenger RNA of Prosopis cineraria, 669 nucleotides long. RefSeq names its product jasmonate O-methyltransferase-like. Lineage: Eukaryota; Viridiplantae; Streptophyta; Magnoliopsida; Fabales; Fabaceae. Bases 1 to 669 code for a protein of 222 amino acids. The record is from RefSeq and is a predicted model, not a curated record. Gene Ontology annotation, biological process: methylation. The transcript is spliced from 4 exons. Gene Ontology annotation, molecular function: S-adenosylmethionine-dependent methyltransferase activity.
AUGGGCAUUGGACACUCAAUUCAGGCUAAAAAGUUGUCUCCUCGAUAUAUGGAUCCUUUUGAGCUGAAGAAGUACCAGCCAGACCCGUCGCAUAUGAUAGAACCUGAGGAGGUCCCAAACUCGUUGAGCGAGGCAAAAAUUGCAGAUGAUGACAAGGGGACUAUUUAUGUAACAAGCAUCAGCCAUCCAUGGUAUGCUGAGCAGUUUAAAGAAGAUUUUAAAUUAUUUUUAAGAUCACGUUCCAAGGAAUUGGUGCCUGAAGGUGGAAUGCUCCUCACAUUCACUGGCAGAUAUGAUACUUCAGAAAGAAUUACUGCUCUGGGGCUCAUUCGUACGAUACUUAAUCAUAUGGUUGCAGAGAAUUUGAUUGAAGAGAAGUUGGAGCUUUUCCAGGUGCCGAAUUAUCAUGCUAGGGCUGAUGAAGUUAUGAAAAUAAUAGAAGGGUCUUUCAGUGUUAAAAGACUUGAGAGCAUCAAAACAGGCUGGGACGGAUCAAUUCUAGAUGAAGAAGACACUGACAGUUCUAAGGAUGACAAUGAUAGAGCAAAGUCUGUGGUCAAACUCAUAGAAUCUAUCUUUGGACCUCUUCUAAGGGCCCAUUUUGGAAAGGGAAUCAUGGAUAAUUUCUUCCUUAGGCUUCAGAAAAUUGGUGUUUCCAACUUUGGCUAA